AAACCCGAUUGCCCUCGUAGUCGUUUGUCAUCGCGCGACCGAUUACCCCGCCGCCGCCGCGUCGGCAGCGGCGAUGGCGUCGUCGUUGUCGCGGGCGCUGCUCCGCCGCGUCGCAGAACUGGCUAGAGGACGCCUCCGCGCCAACCACCGCAUGCUCUCAUCCGCGUCGUCCACCGCCGCCAUCGAGAGGGCUUCGCAGUUGCCGGCGGAGGCCCAGGCCGUGCGCAUGACGGAGGGUUGCGUGCGGAGAUUAAAAGAAUUACAUGCUAAAAAACCAUCUGCUGAAGGUAAGAUGCUGCGCUUAAGCGUUGAAGCUGGUGGAUGUUCUGGGUUCCAAUAUUCUUUCGCUCUUGAUGACAAGAAAAAUGCAGAUGACAGGUUUUUUGAGACUGAUGGUGUUAGAUUGGUCGUGGAUGACAUCUCAUAUAAUUUCGUAAAAGGUGCCACUGUGGAUUACGAGGAGGAACUUAUACGUUCAACAUUUGUGGUUUCAACAAAUCCCAGUGCUGUUGGAGGCUGCAGUUGCAAGAGUUCUUUCAUGGUGAAAUAGCUUCAAUGUUACCUUGAAGAGAUCAAUAACCGGAGUUCUGUAGCGAAACAUACGCUUUAGAUCUGAGUGUACAAUUGGUAUUUUUUGGUAGCUCUUGAGAUGUUUCUUUUUGAGUUUUAUUACCUUAAAGAGAACAAUAACCAGAAAUAUCAAUCACAAACUGUCUGGUUCAA
Messenger RNA from Zea mays, 723 nucleotides. RefSeq lists its product as uncharacterized. The transcript is spliced from 4 exons. Gene Ontology annotation, cellular component: mitochondrion. Gene Ontology annotation, biological process: iron-sulfur cluster assembly. Gene Ontology annotation, molecular function: 2 iron, 2 sulfur cluster binding; iron ion binding; 4 iron, 4 sulfur cluster binding. NCBI's taxonomy places the organism in Eukaryota, Viridiplantae, Streptophyta, Magnoliopsida, Poales, Poaceae. The record is from RefSeq and is marked provisional. Bases 74 to 550 code for a protein of 158 amino acids.